UAUACAAAAAAAGUUGAAAAAUAAUCAAAUUUGUGCUGCUGUCACAUAAAUUUCAUGAAAUAUUCAAACAAAUUGAAAAUCAAAAAAUUUUAAUUUUUUGUAGUCUCGUUAUCGUGAAACGAGAUCAAUCUCGCCAAAUAAUUAAAAAAAAAAAUACCUAAAAUAUAUUUGGGAGAAAAAAAAAUUCCAACUUUGACAGUGUGCGUGGCAGUGAGUUUGAAUUUCGUGUGUGUAAACACAGGAAAACCCAAAAACAACAAAAAAAUAUCGUGUUUGCGAGUGCAACGAUAACAAGUUUUCGUCAUCGAAAAAACAUCUCGUUGUCCUUGUCGCACUUAUUUGGAAACUACAUUUCUGUUUCGAUUUACACACUUUCGCCGUAGAGUAGUUGUUGUUCGCCGUGGUCGGUCGUAGUGUCGCGCGCGUCGAGAACAUAUUUCAACUAGAAAAAGACAAUAACAAAAAUAUACAUUUUGUUUCUCCUUUUCCACAUAUAUAUUCGCUAAAUUGAAUUGCAUUUCUUUUUUCUUAUCACAUCGAUUACAAAGAGUAUAUUAAUAAUUUGUUGGUUCGUUAAAAUCCAUUCAUAAUAAAAAUCGCAUAAUGGCUGAUGUUAGUGAUGUGACUGACGUUUUCGAUUUGGAAUUGCACGAGGAAGAAAAUCAUCGAGACUCGGAUGACGAUAUUAUCGAACUUGAUGAUGUCGACCUAGAACCAGAGCUCAGUAUAAAUAUGCCACAAGGAUCAGAUGGUUCAGAAACUAUACAACUAUCAGAAGAAAACGUCAAUCCUGGAAAAAUAAAAUUGGGACCAAAAGAUUUCGAACUUAAAAAGGUGCUGGGCAAAGGUGGAUAUGGAAAAGUUUUUCAAGUUCGCAAAACCGCUGGUCGAGAUGCUAAUAAAUAUUUUGCCAUGAAAGUCCUCAAAAAGGCAUCAAUAGUCACAAAUCAAAAAGAUACAGCUCAUACAAGAGCUGAACGAAAUAUAUUAGAAGCUGUAAAGCAUCCAUUUAUAGUAGAACUAGUUUAUGCCUUCCAAACAGAUGGAAAAUUGUAUUUAAUCUUAGAAUACUUGAGCGGUGGAGAGCUAUUUAUUCACUUGGAACGCGAAGGUAUAUUUCUAGAAGACACAACAUGCUUUUACCUCAGUGAAAUCAUAUUGGCCUUAGGUCAUUUGCACUCACUUGGAAUUAUAUAUCGAGACUUAAAGCCUGAAAAUAUCUUAUUAGACGCACAAGGACAUGUUAAACUAACCGAUUUCGGUCUAUGCAAAGAACACAUACAAGGUGGUAGUGUCACACAUACAUUCUGUGGUACUAUUGAAUAUAUGGCUCCAGAAAUUCUAACAAGAAGUGGCCAUGGCAAAGCCGUAGAUUGGUGGUCACUUGGAGCUCUGAUGUUUGAUAUGUUAACUGGCGUGCCGCCAUUCACAGCCGAUACCCGCAAAAAGACUAUUGAAACUAUAUUAAAAUCAAAAUUAUUCAUACCUGGAUACCUCACACAAGAUGCUAGAGACUUAGUACGCAGACUUCUUAAGCGUGUCGUCCAUCAAAGACUUGGUUAUGGACCUGAAGAUGCCGACGCUGUACGAGGUCAUCCAUUCUUUAAGCAUGUCAAUUGGGAUGAUGUUCUAGCCAGACGUUUAGAACCACCAAUUAAACCAGUAUUGAGAAGCGAAGAUGACGUGUCACAGUUUGAUACAAAAUUCACCCGACAAAUUCCAGUUGAUUCCCCAGAUGAAACCACUCUCAGUGAAAGUGCCAAUUUAAUAUUUCAAGGUUUUACUUAUGUAGCACCAUCAGUCCUAGAAGAUAUGCAACGAGCCAACCGAAUGCCAGCCAGAUCACCACGACGCACUCCGCGACAAAAUCACGAUGGUUCAUAUCGUUUAGCGUUUCCGCCACAACGAGGCAUGUGUUCGCGUGCAACACCACCACAUCUACAGACAUUUGCCCCCCGACCAUCGCCGCAGGACGAAAUGAUGGACGUACAGGGUCCUGUUGUAUAGUUUGCAAUGUUGCAAUCAAACAUAAAUAAAACAAACAACUAGCAAAAUGAAAGGAAAAAACAGAAAUAAAAACAAAAGUUACAAAACAAAGUAAAACGAAUAUAUAGACAAAAAGGCAUGUAAAAUAUACACUAUAUACCACAUAAUAUGCUAUACAUAUACAGUUAUAUUUUUUUUUUUUGCGAGAAUAUAGAUAAUUUUUUUUCAUUAAAAUAUACUUACAACUUAAGUUUAUCAAAUUGUGUUUAUAAAAAAAAGAAGAAAAAAAAAAUAAAGCUUUUGCAAAGCAACCCAUGUAAAUGUUUUAAGUUGAAUUUAAUAAUUGAGUUUAUAGGCAGUAAUCAAUAUAAUUCAUUGCGCAGUUAUUUUUAUUUUUAUAUAUUUAAUUUUUUUCUAUUUACCUGCUAGUUGCAUAAUUUUGAAUAUUUGAUUCAAUUCUCAAAGGAAAUUUCACAAAAAAAAAAAUGUUUAAAGUGGUCGAACCAGAAUUUUUUGAAAUUUUUCACUCGUCUCUUUAAAACAAAUAAAUAUUUGAUUGAGGUUAUUUUUUACCCUACGAAAUAUUCGCACAAUAAUUUAAAACCACUUUUGUGUUCUUUGUUUCAAAACAAAACAAUCAUGUUAUGUUUAAAACUCAACAAAAAAAAAUAGUUUGUUUUCGUUUUUUCAUACCAUUAAGGCUUCAAAACUGUUCUCCCUACUUUAACAUAAAAUUCGAUGAUCAUAAUUAUUCUUCACCAAAGUGGUUAAAAAUUUAAUAAUUGUAUUGUUUAAUAUUUAGAACAAACUCCAGAAAAUUUGCAAAAAUAGCGCCAAGUCAACAAACUUAUUCAAUUGCAAAAACCCGCUCUCACGUACAGAAUCAGCAAAGCUAUCGGUUUUUAAUUCAUCCAUUUCUGAGGCCAAAUGAAUCCCGGUUUCCUUGCAUUUGUUUUUUUUUUUUUUUAAUUAGUUAUAUUUUCGGUUAUAUUUGGAAGAUUUAAAAUUGUAUUAUUGAUGUAAGAUAAUAUAUGCAUGUUGUUCAGGUAGAAAGUAUAAUCGAAAAUUAGCCUACAACUUCGAAACUGUAGAAUGAAGUCACAUAGUAUGGUCCAAGGUGUCUAAUUUUUUCUCGUUAAAGAUCUAAACUGAUGAACCUCUUGAAGCUGUUUUCUUUGAUAUCUAUAUCACUACACGGAUAAAAAAGACAAGAUAAAAACAAGCAGAUUCUGCAUUAAAUAAAGCGGAUUUCUACAUGGUUUACCAUGUCGAUUUUUAAAAAAUAAAAAUUCCUUUUAAAAUUAAAUAAAGUUCACCUUAAAUUUAACAGAAUUUAAGUGGAUUCCAAUUAUUUUGAGCCUAAUUCCUAUUAUUUUAAGAGGGUAGGAUUUGAAAUGGGCAUCAUCUUAUUUUAAGGUGCCCUUUUUUUUCCGUGUAGGCAUAUGAAAGUUGUUUCAUUUUGAAAUUUUUGUUAAAAGCCAAGAAUUUUCUUUUCAGUCAGUUUCACUAGUCUGCAACGCGGAUUGAUGAUUAUCCCAAUUCCAAAUUGAAUUUUCUUAUUUACAAAAAAUUAAAUUUUAAGAAAAAAGAUAGAUACAUCCUUCCGUUUUCCAGUUGAUGCCUUUUCUCUGAAACCAUUUAAUGCAUCAUCCGAUCCGAUCAUCAUAAAUGUAAAAACGCAAUUGCACUUUCUAAACCCAUUUUUGAUUUAAAAGUUCUGUCUGAUCUUAGUUACUCACUAUCGAGUUGAGAUUAAUAUUUUUUGUAUUUUUUAAAUGUGCUCAAUGUCUUUUCGUUAUUUCUUUCUGUUGUAGGGACGUUAUAGAUUUUAAAUUCCGCAUUAUGAAUACCGAAUCGAAAUAGUCUGCAUUUAGUUUAAUGUUCGAUUCGCUGUUCAUAAUGAGGGCUUGCUUAAAGAUUUGGGUAUGAAAUUUUAGAUGCGAACUUAUCUAUGGAAUGACUCGUUGGAAUUCAAAUCACAAGUCUGCAAAGAGAAAGAAAAAGUGAGAGCCUUUUAACAAGUUCAACAAAGCCUUUAAGAGCUUAAACAAAAGUUGAUCUUCACAAAGUCCUUCGGACUAGAGUUAAUUGCAAAAGAAACCCAAUUGCAUAAAAUGGAACCGAAUUGGUUAACAGACUUUAUUUGAUAAUGGAAAAUAAAAAAAAAAAAAAAAAAACAGAGUUAAUGUAAGCGUGUCAAAUUGAUACAGCAAAAAAAAAACAUAUUAUUUCAAAAUGGCCGAUCGAAUGUAGAUUUCAAUCGUGUAUAACCCGACUUAAGACGUAAAAGGCUAUUGAAGUCCAUUUAGUCGUGUCGUGUUUAUAACGUCAAACUGAAUUUAUUUUAUGCUGUGAAAUAUUCAACCAAACAGAUUUAAUAUCAACAUGUCAAAAAGAAAUUGACACAGAAAAACUAACAAUUUUCAAAAUGGCCGCUCGAAUUAAUAUUUUAAUCGUUUAUAACGCGGAAAAAGAAGUUUAACUUCAAAAAUGAUUCAGCUGUGUAAAAUUUAUUUAACACUGCAAAAAAAAUAAAUCAAACAGAUCUAAUGUCAGCGAUACAAAUAGAAAUUGAUGCAGCAUAAAAAAAAACCAUUUCAGUGUUAAAUUUUAUUUUGUGUGCGACUAAAGAAGUUUAACUUCAAAAAUGACAGCUGUGUCUGAAGAAAAAUUAUGUUUUAAUUUAAAUUAGCAAUAAAAUUUUGCAUAAAUUCUGUUUAAGGUCACUUUUUCAGUGCUGGGUUAACUAAGAGUAAGUCCCACAAAUUAAUUUAUCUUUAAUUUAGACAAAAAUGGAAUUUUCAGGAGAGUAUAGAUGCGGAAAUGCUUAAAAAAUUUGAAUUGUUGAACAUCAGAUACAUUUUGUUUACUUGAUCCAGGGCUAACUCAAGAAAAUAGUUAAGUUAACUCGGGAUUAACUUCAAUCGUGGGGGAUUUUUUUUUUGUAUUAAAAACAAAACAAUAAGUAAAAAAAAAACAAUCUAACACUUUGUUCAAGAAUUGAACUAAAAACUAAGACGGUGUUCAGUUUGAACUUUGUCCUUUGUCCAAUUUUAACGUCUCUGUGUUGUUUUUUAACUCUUGAUUCAUAAUGAGAAAGAAAAAGCAAAAAAAGACAGACCAUUAAUUACGAGUGAGAAAGCAACACAGGCGUCAAAAUGAGUAGGACGACUGACUGGAGGACCCACAGCCAAAAGUUUGCUUCUAUUAGUAGAUAUCCGUCGGAGCGGAAAUUUUUCCGAUUUCAAACGAACCGGAUAGUUUUUACCUGAAGCACACAUCGAAGUAUAUUUCGUAUGAAAUCGCAUAAUUUUCUGCUCCGAAGGAUACCUCGGUAUGGUCGAAUGUUUCUGCCUAAAAAAUUAAACAAGCCAUUUUUUGUUUUUUGUUACAAUCAAAUUUAAACAAAUUUUUCUAUAUGCAAAAAUUAGUACUUAAAUGAUGAAUUGUUCAAAAUCACAAUGAAGCCGUUAAAAGAAUUCACAUCGAAAAAAAUCAAUGUCAAUGUCAAAACAACUAAAUCUCAGGCUUAGGACCUUGUCAAUUGUCAAAAAUGGGAUGAAAAGGGAGACUAGAAAUACCUUAUGUUUACUUUUAAAUUCGCCUGUCGCAUUUGUUGUCUUUCUAUAUUUUUUUAACAAAAUUUUGAAAUUUAAAUUAUAUUGUUUGUAUUGUUUUUUUUUUUUGAAGAAUCAACAAAUUACUGUUAGAUUUGAAUAUUAAUAAAUAAACGACUAUUUUUAAAUUUCCGCAACAGCUCAAUUAACUCCUUAACUUUUUAGUUUUUACAUUUCCUCAGUUUGCUCCUACAAAAAAAACUAAGAGGAAUUUUUUUUUUCAAGUGGUGGACUUGAAAUUAUUCGCUGCGUAUUUAAUAUUUAAUUUUAAGUAUAAUUGCAAACACAAUAUAAAUAAAGAAAUAUUUAAAUAUUUUACACAAUAUAUAUAAAUAUAAAGAGAAUUUGCAUGUAUACAUAUUAUAUAUUAUUAAAAUGUGGUCCGUUUUUACAAAUAAAUAUAUACAUACAUUAUUAUCUUAAAUAAUUUUUUUUUUUGUAUUUUAUUAAUUUAUAUUUUUAAAUAUAUUAAAAACAAAAUAAAAAAAGGUUUGCCUCUUUUACUUUUUUGUUUGUUUUGUCUUAUAUUUUUGUUAUUGAUUAUUUUUUAAUACUUAGUGCGGCGACUUGUUGUUUUUGUUGGCAGCCAUCUUAAAUCAUUUAUAACCUAUUAGAUUAAAAAAAAAAAAAUAACAAACAGAACAAACAAAAAAAAAUAUGAAAACUCGAUAAUAUAUGAAAAGAACUAAAGCAAAAAAUAAGGCAUUUUACGCGUGGCUUUAUUCCUAUUCAAAUAAUUUUGUUUCAAAUUGUUUAAUAUUUUUCUGUUUACAACAAACAAAAAUAAAGCAAUAAAAUAUUUUUUUAAAGAAAAGGUUUAUUUUUCUAAAUACAAUUUUAUAAACAAAAUAUAUAGUUUGAAAUAGCUUCUUUAUAAUAAUUGUUUUUAUUUUUGUCAAAACUGUUUAAAAUAAAAAACAAGCAAAAAAAAAUAUUUCGCUACUGCGUUACUAUAACUGAAAAUUUAUAAAAACAAAAAAAAAAAAACACAAAAUUACAAAUAAUCUAAAGGUGCUAUUAAACAAAAAUAAAAAAAAAAAACAAAAAAUAUAUUAUUGUGUAUUAAAAGACAGAAGAAAAAAAAAAAAAUAAUAACAUAUACCUCGAUGCAAUUAUUAUAUUUUUUAAAUUAUAAACAAAUACUAAGCAAAAUAAAACAAGAAAAUUUGUAAAUCAAAUAUUAUGCUACACAACAAACAAACAAAAAAAAAAAGCAAAACAUGAAAUGCCUUGUUUUUUACAUAAAAAAGUUCAAAUUAAGUUUCUUUAUUUAAAGAAAAAUUUGACGCAAAAACAAAAAUAAAAA
Molecule: messenger RNA, 6909 nt
Organism: Episyrphus balteatus (marmalade hoverfly)
Lineage: Eukaryota; Metazoa; Arthropoda; Insecta; Diptera; Syrphidae
Gene: S6k
Product: ribosomal protein S6 kinase beta-1
Exons: 11
Coding region: 604-2007 (467 amino acids)
Biological process (GO): protein phosphorylation; signal transduction
Molecular function (GO): ATP binding; protein serine/threonine kinase activity
Source: RefSeq, a predicted model, not a curated record